AUGGCACCAACCGCGCACGAACCAGCCGACUGUCAAACCGAUAAAGCACACGGGGCUCACAAGCGCCGCGCCGAAAAGACUAAACCCAGGCUGAACGUGCUACCCGGGCCGUACUUCGCCCGUACGUUUCCGAUAUGCCGGCGUACGCUAGAGCGGCGGCCGUCGCCGCCGCCGCCGCCGCCGCUGCCGGACGGUGCCCGGCACCCAGCGCCGCCGCCGUUGGGCAUCAUCGCCGCCGCCAGCUGCACAGUUGCCACAGAAGCAGCGCAACUGCCGCCGUUUGACGUACACCGUGUCGUACCGCUGAUGACAUCGGCGUUACCUGGUGACGACGCCACCGCUACGGUGGCCGUAGCAGUAGCAGCAGCAGUAGCCCCCGUCGGGGGCUGUUGCGUGUGA
Volvox carteri f. nagariensis is the source of this 399-nucleotide messenger RNA. RefSeq lists its product as uncharacterized. Lineage: Eukaryota; Viridiplantae; Chlorophyta; Chlorophyceae; Chlamydomonadales; Volvocaceae. The record is from RefSeq and is a predicted model, not a curated record. The transcript is spliced from 3 exons. Bases 1 to 399 code for a protein of 132 amino acids.